Molecule: messenger RNA, 1760 nt
Organism: Gadus chalcogrammus (walleye pollock)
Lineage: Eukaryota; Metazoa; Chordata; Actinopteri; Gadiformes; Gadidae
Exons: 3
Coding region: 1-1551 (516 amino acids)
Molecular function (GO): zinc ion binding; nucleic acid binding
Source: RefSeq, a predicted model, not a curated record
AUGGAGCACGCCGACCAACCCGCCACGAGGGACGAGGAGAUAGACGUCCUACGGAGAUGCAUGGUCCGAAUGGCCGAGCAGCUCGCUCGGGGUCCUGCAUUCGCCGCCCCCACGAAGAGGCUGACAAAGAUGGGACCGGAGGACGACGUAGAGGCGUACCUUGACGUGUUCGAGCGGACCGCGGACCCGCCCUUCCUGACCGGGGAAGCUCAGCGCGCCUACCGGGAUCUCAACCCCCAACAGGCGGGGCAUUACCCGACGCUCAAGCAGGCCAUCCUCGCCCAUUAUGGACACAGCCUCCCCGCCCAGGCGCAGCGCUACCACGACUGGAGCUACGAACCGCUCGGCUCAGUGAGAAGCCAGAUUUCCCAACUCGUCCGGCUGGCCGAGCGGUGGCUCGUAGAAGGCGACGGCCCCCCCCUGCUGGAUCGUCUCGUCAUAGACCGCUGCAUCCGAUCGCUUCCCUCCGGCGCCAAACGCUGGGCCUCCGGGAACCAGCCCCGAACGGUGAACGAUCUCGUGGAACUCCUCGAGAACCAUCAAGUAACCCAGCGGCUUUGCGGAGGAACAGCCCCGCCUCCCGGAGGGGGGGAGCCGCGGACCGAACGACGCGGACGAAUGACAGAGACCCCGCGCUCCCAGACACCAGUCGUCCGAGGCCCCGCCUACCCGGCUCAAAACAUCGUGGCCCGCCGAGGCCCCGCCCCCCCGACUCCGAGAGAGGAGUGGAGGUGCUACACCUGCGGCCAGAAGGGCCACCUGGCCCGCCACUGUCCCGGCGCAGGGGACGUGUCAAUGCCCACGGCCAGUCCGUCCGACCAGAGGGGAGGAGCCUGCCUCCGCACCACCUGCUGGUCACACGAGAGGACCGUCUCGCCGAGCCUGCCGGUACGGGUGGGACGGCGCGACACCCAUGCCCUCCUGGACUCAGGGAGCGUGGUCACCUUGAUCCGGCCCGACUUAGCCUGUGGAACGCCCGGGCAGGACGUGGAGGUGGGCUGCAUCCACGGACAGACGGAAACAUACCCCACCAACCUCAUCACAGUACAAACCCCGAAGGGGACCUUCACGGUCCAGGCCGGGGUAGUGCCCAACCUACCCAUGCCCCUGUUAAUUGGACGAGACUGUCCCAUCUUUGAACGACUGUUGGGGGCGGAGCUUCGCCCACCAAGACCCCGACAUCCAAGGACGAGACCGCGCCAGCUACGAAGCCGACCCGUCUACAUGGCAGGCCAUCCCCCACCAUCCCCGACUGACUCCGACGAACCUCCGCAGAGACCCGCGAGAGAGGUAGGACGCCGGCCUCACGCCUCGUCCACGGAAUCCCUUCCCCCGGGGACACCGGGCACGAUGACCGCCUCCGAGCCGAUACCUCCACCAGAGGAGAGUGAGAGCCCACCCCUCAUCGACUUCUCCGACCUCCCCCUGGCCGUUGAGGGACGAGCGGACAGGGGCGGACGGUUCGCCACCGCCCAGCUGGAGGAUGACUCCUUAAGACACGCCUGGGGACACGUGCAAACCCACGAGGGACUAUCACGGGACUCGGAGUAAGCCGGAGGCGUCGGGAGCUGUUUCCCCGCCGACCCCGAGGAAGGGCUGGACGGUCUGGACCAGGAGGUCCCGUGCCCUUAUUCCCGAUUACGGAAGAACCUUAGUUUAUAUGAUUUCCCUUUUCGUGACUGGUUUUACAAUAAAACCCGUUGCACCGCAACCCUGCUUCUUUCAUUAAUUCCAGAAUCCCCGCCGCCGACGAAGGGGGU